This is a messenger RNA of Haliotis rubra (blacklip abalone), 4512 nucleotides long. Its product is annotated as CD109 antigen-like. Gene Ontology annotation, molecular function: endopeptidase inhibitor activity. Gene Ontology annotation, cellular component: extracellular region. Lineage: Eukaryota; Metazoa; Mollusca; Gastropoda; Lepetellida; Haliotidae. The record is from RefSeq and is a predicted model, not a curated record. The transcript has 36 exons. Bases 1 to 4392 code for a protein of 1463 amino acids.
AUGCUGCAGCUCCUCGUUGUAGUAUCCCUCUUGGGGGCCACGUUAGGAAAAGAUUCCUACGUCAUACUGUCCCCGACAUCCGUUAGACCGGGUAUGGAUUUUAAUAUCAGUGUCAACAUCCUCAAAGCGCCCUCUAACGUCAAUGUCACCGCAACGGUCUAUAACGGGGUACAAUCCAUCGCUUCUACAAGUGUAGAUCUACCACAAGGAAAUCUGAUACCCAACGACAUUCCCAGAGGAAGCUACAGGCUGAAAGUGGCAGGAAAGGGUGGUUUGACCUUCGGAGGCGUGACGUGGCUGACCUACAAGAGCAAGAGCAUGUCCAUGUUCAUCCAGACAGACAAGGCCACGUACAAGCCAGGUCAAAUAGUACAUUUCCGGGCCUUUGCCGUGUUCCCCGACAUGAAGCUGUACACCGGCGCCAUGGACAUCGACAUCGUAGACCCGAACUCCAACAAAAUCAAGCAGUGGGUGGGGUUGAAGGGCGCUAGCGGCGUCAUCACCAACUACCUUCCCAUCUCCAGCCAACCUGUACUCGGUGACUGGAAGAUCAAAGUCACCGCGGGUAAAACGACCGCAGAGAAAGUUUUUACCGUCGCUGAAUACGUUUUGCCUAAAUUCGAAGUAACAGUUGAACUGCCAUCAUAUGUACUUACCACUGACGAUGACAUCACGGCCACAGUGAAAGCCACGUACACCUAUGGCAAGCCGGUGAAGGGAACAAUCAACCUGGUGGCCAAGGUGGAACCGUACUAUAGACCCUGGAAUUAUCAUGGGGAGGAACCGAAGGUCAUGAAGACAGUAGCCGUGAGUACUGAUGGCGAUUCCCGGUUGACCUUCUCUCUUGCUGAUAUAAAGAAGGUGUUCCCUUAUGGCCUCCUAAAUCGAGAGAUCAGGGUGUCAGCUGAUGUAACCGACAGCUUAACUGGGAUAACUCUGAAUGGAACCAGCAAGGUCAAGAUCUACCAGGACGCCACUAAGUUGUCCUUCUCCCCAUCAGAUCCCAAGACCUUCAAACCCGGUCUCAAAUACAUCGCCUAUCUACAAGUCAAGCAGCAAGACGGGCGUCCAGUCUUGUCAAGCACACAACGAGUGACCAUGACCACUAGAGUGACGGUGAACAAUAAAGUGACCGUAAGCAAUAAAGUAACCGUUAGCAAUGCAGUGACCUGGCCGAUUACAACAAUACCACCAACUACAACAAUCUACGAUGACAGUUAUGGCUACGGUUACGGUUACUAUCCAAGAACGUCCACCUACACUCUGUCGGGCCAAACUUUCUCAGUGCCAUACACAGGACUUGUCCCAAUUGAAGUUGAAAUCCCCUCCAACGCUCUCAGGGCGACUCUCACCGUGCGUUAUGGCAAGGUUUCCGCCUACAAGAGCAUUGAGAAGAGCUAUUCGCCGAGUGACAACUACAUCCAGCUGUUCCUGAAAUCACAACAACUUACUGCUAGAGGCAUUGCGAAUUUCGUAGUGAAUGUCACUGAACCCAUCAGCGAGCUGGUCUACCAGGUCAUGUCUCGUGGUUCUAUCGUGGACACUGGCAAAAUCAAAGGUCAGCUCAAUUGCAAACUCACAUCAUUCUCCAUCUCGCUUACAUCCAAGAUGGCGCCUAAUGCCCGGAUCAUUGUGUAUUACGUCAGGACAGAUGGGGAAAUUGUCGCUGAUAGUAUCAGCUUUGACGUGGAUGGCGUUUUCGAGAACAGGGUGUCUAUCUCUAUGGACAAGACCUCUGCCCAGCCUGGUGACAAUGUCAAUGUACAGGUCACUGCUGACCCUCAGUCCCAGGUCAGCCUCCUGGCCGUAGACCAGAGCGUCCUCCUCCUCAAGUCCGGAAAUGACAUCACACAAUCUGAGGUUAUCAGUGAACUGAAGUCUUACGACACCAUCAAUAACGUAGGUGUCGGAUUUGGAGGCCCCAUUCCUCUGCGUGCUGUGGCUCGUCGCAAGAGGAUGGCUUUUUGGGUAUGCCCCACCUACUAUGGCGGAAGUGACGUCAGUCAGAUCUUCAAGAAUUCCGGCGUGGCCGUCAUCACAGAUGCUCUUGUGUACAGAUAUGUCCCGCCCUACAUGGCUUUUGGUACUACGUUGAUGUCUACUUCUGGGCCUUUGUUGAGGCCUACUUUUGGGACAACCGUGAGCUCUCCAAGGAGCACGCCGGCACCGAGAUUAGCUGAAGUUGAGAGAAUACGAGUUGACUUUCCAGAAACCUGGAUGUGGACAAAUACCACUACUUGUAACGAUGUCACAGCCACCAUCUCAGCAACAGUGCCAGACACCAUCACGUCUUGGGUGGUGAGCGCCUUCGCCAUCAACGCUCAGAGCGGUCUUGGAAUUGCACCAACCUCAGCCAAGAUCCGCGUGUUCCGCCCCUUCUUCGUGAGCCUCAACCUGCCGUACUCCGUGACCCGAGGGGAACAGCUGGCGCUCCAGGCCAUCGUCUUCAACUACCUCACCCAGGACGUCGACGCUGUUGUAUCCCUCCCUCAAUCUGAGGACUACUUGAAUGUUGUCAUUGAUGCUAACGGCAAUGAACAAACAGAAUGUAAGAACCAAACCCAGACCGUGCGUGUAAAGGCAAAUGACGCCACAACAGUAUAUUUCCCCAUCGUACCAGAGACCCUGGGUAAGAUCGACCUGAAGGUCUCCGCCCGAUCCACCCUCGCAGCUGAUGCCGUCAAGCGACAGCUCCUGGUUGAGCCUGAAGGAACCCCCAAAGAGUACAGCGUCCCCAUCCUGAUCGACCUGAGACAGGCCACCAGCUUCUCUAAGACUGUCCCCAUCACUCUGCCACAGAACGUCGUGUCCGGGUCACUGAAAGUCAGGGUCACCGCGAUUGGUGACCUUAUGGGUCCAACAAUAAAUGGGCUAGACAGGCUUCUGCGCAUGCCUACCGGAUGUGGUGAACAAACAAUCCUGAGUUUGGCCCCGGAUGUGUUCAUCACUAACUACCUGACAGCAACCAAUCAGCUGACGAGAGACAUAGAAGACAAGGCAAUCAAGUACAUGGAAUCUGGAUACCAGAAUGAGCUGAAGUACCAGCACGCUGACGGUUCUUUCAGUGCAUUCGGUGGUAGGGAUCCAUCUGGAAGCAUGUGGUUGUCAGCGUUCGUGGUGAAGACGUUCCACCAGGCUAGACCAUACAUCCUCAUCGACAAUGAUAUCAUUACCCGAGCCAUCAACUGGAUGAUUUCGAAACAGAACGCCGACGGCUCCUUCCCUGAACCUGGUCGUGUCAUCCACACAGCCAUGACAGGAGGAUCAAGCAAAGGUGCUACAUUGACGGCAUACGUCCUCAUCUCCCUUCUCGAGAACAUCAACCUCACUGAGAGUGUCCAACUGCGGAUAAACGCGGCCACGGCCAAGGCAGUUCGAUUCCUGGGGAAUCAGGCUCCGACCGAUGUCUACUCUCUGGCAAUCAUCACCUAUGCUCUGCAACUUGCUGGCAGCACCAAGGCCGACACUUCCUUCGCCACAUUAAACUCUUUUGCUAUUGUGAAAGAUGGAUUUAAGUAUUGGCACCGAACAGAGGUCAAGACAACACAGUCCACCCACAGUUACUGGAAACCUCCAUCAGCCAAGAAGGCCAUCGACAUCGAGAUGACGGCAUACGCUCUGCUGAUAUACGGCGAGAAAAACGAUUACACCGGUGGCCUGAACAUCAUGAAGUGGUUGGCGUCCCAGCGUAACCCCUACGGCGGAUUUUCCUCCACCCAGGACACGGUGCUAGCCCUGCAGGCUCUGUCUGAAUUCGACAAGAUGGCGUACUCCAAGAACUUCGACAUCCAGGUGACUGUGAACAGUGGCAGCUUCAGCCAUCAGUUCUCCGUCAACCAGAACAACAGCCUCGUGCUCCAGAGUGUCGAGCUACCAUCUGACCCAUGCAGCAUCAGUGUACAGGCUAACGGGGCCGGCAUCGCCCUUGUUGAGGUCGCUGUGUUCUUCAACGUUGAGGCUGAGGUGGAGGAGCCAACAUUUGAUGUGACUGUCAGGCUGCUGGAGGAGGACAUCAACGCCAUCUCAAUCCAGACUUGCACCAAAUGGUUGUUAAAUGGCACCAGUGGCAUGGCCAUCCAAGAACUCGGAGUACCCUCCGGCUUCGAUGCAGACCUUGACACACUUACCAAACUUCCGACCUUGAAGAGAGUCGAGACUCCCAACAAGAAGGUGGUUCUGUAUUUUGAUGAGAUCGGGACCACGCCCGUGUGUCUGUCCGUCGCCCUCCAGAGAACAGGUCUCGUAGCCAAGUCACAGCCCGUCCCAGUCAGAGUCUACGACUACUAUGAGCCUACCAAUCAGGUGACAGCAUUCUACCAGUCCCAGCUCCUCAAGAAUUCCAGCAUCUGCAGCGUGUGUGUGGAGUGUGAACACUGCCAGGAGAGCCGGUGAUGAAGACACUGAUCCCAGACCAUCCCAACACAGAGCAGAUCAAGUCAUUUUCUGAAAGAUCAAGAGUAAAGAAUAACUUAUGUUUCACCUUGAUCUAAUAAAACUUUGCAGUUCAACAUA